UAAGUUAAUGCAGGUUGUGUGUGUGUCACAUAAGACACACCAUACACACUAUAUGCACAGUAAACACACACUACAUUAUCACUUCAGUCUCCUGAAACUGUCAGAUCGUCUCGCUACACUGCACCAUGACUAUUACAGUCUACUUCACCAGCGUCACUGGCUCCAGAGAGAUAAAGCAACAGCAGAAUGAAAUCUUCCAGUUCCUCGAUUCGAUGAACAUCAAGUACUUUGUCAAGGACAUCAGUCAGAGCGCUGAUUUGAAGGAUGAGAUGAGGGAGAAGGUGGGGGACCCCAAAGCCUUGCCUCCUCAGGUCUUUAAUGGAAAUCAAUACUGCGGGGACCACCAGGCGUACUUCAAUGCAGUGGAAGAUGGCAAGCCAGAGACUUUCUUCAAACUAUGAGUCAGAAAGAGAGCUGUGUUUGACUCUUACACUUAUCUUUGUGCAAUAGACAGCUCAAAUCCAACAAUCUUAAAUCCUGCCACAUGAACAAAUGUACAGUGGUGCUUGAAAGUUUGUGAACCCUUUAGAAUUUUCUAUAUUUCUGCAUAAAUAUGACCUAAAACAUCAUCAGAUUUUCAC
Molecule: messenger RNA, 581 nt
Organism: Neoarius graeffei (lesser salmon catfish)
Lineage: Eukaryota; Metazoa; Chordata; Actinopteri; Siluriformes; Ariidae
Exons: 3
Coding region: 126-401 (91 amino acids)
Cellular component (GO): cytoplasm
Source: RefSeq, a predicted model, not a curated record